AUGGCGUCGGCAGCAGCGAACGUAAUGGAAUGGAGACAAAUUGUAGACCGAGUAAUAACUACAUGGGGUGGUUACCAGCUAGGAGUGGAUUUCAACUCUGGAGGGCCGGAAACGUUAGCAAAAGAUGAGGCCAUGGUUCAAAGAGAUUGUUACCGAAUACACGUUGACCACGCGUGGUCUGAAAGCAGACGAUUUGGAGGAAUGGUUGAACAGUGUUUUGUACACCGAAUUCACCUUAUAUUGGAAGACGAGAGCGUAUACCCUACAUCCGUAUUCCUGUUAGAAGCCCUCGGGUAUUUGCGACACAACGAUCGUGUUCAUCUUGAACGAUUGAUGUCCACACUUCCUUCGUAG
Ostertagia ostertagi is the source of this 354-nucleotide messenger RNA. Lineage: Eukaryota; Metazoa; Nematoda; Chromadorea; Rhabditida; Trichostrongylidae. The record is from the annotation of a GenBank genome assembly.